This is a messenger RNA of Zasmidium cellare ATCC 36951, 312 nucleotides long. RefSeq lists its product as uncharacterized. The coding region runs from base 1 to 312 and encodes 103 amino acids. The transcript has 2 exons. The record is from RefSeq and is a predicted model, not a curated record. NCBI's taxonomy places the organism in Eukaryota, Fungi, Ascomycota, Dothideomycetes, Mycosphaerellales, Mycosphaerellaceae.
AUGUUCAGCCUCGUCCUCCAGCUCUGCCUCGCGGCUCUCACCUUGGCCGCUCCCAUCGACAGCGACCCCACCUUCACCGUCCAGGCCGAUGCAUGGCAAUAUGGCACUGGAGGCGGCAUCCUGGGCUUCAUUGUCCUCGUGAUUGACGUUUUGGCAUGGAUGGAAAUCCUCAAGUCGAACCGCCCACCGCUCCACAAGAUCCUGUGGUGUGUUUUGAUCUUCAUCCUGCCCGUCGUCGGUGUCAUCAUCUACUGGCUCUUUGCCGACCGAGCCAAGCACAACAGCGGCGCUGGAUACGAGCCUAUUGCUUGA